Messenger RNA from Pelagomonas calceolata, 2498 nucleotides. NCBI's taxonomy places the organism in Eukaryota, Pelagophyceae, Pelagomonadales, Pelagomonadaceae. The record is from the annotation of a GenBank genome assembly.
AUGGAAAACGACAGCGACUCGGACGACUCCGGCAUCCUCGUCGAGGAGGUCACCACCGCGCCGAGCGACGACGAGGGCGUCCUCGUCGAGGAGGUGGCCGUCUCGCACGCGGAGGACGACUACGUCAUCGCCGACGCGACCGUAGCCAAUGAAGACGCCUCGGACGACGACGCCGUCGUUAUUGAAGAUGUCACGCACGAGCGCGACAGCUCCGACAGUAGUUCUGACGACGAGGAAGAUGAGGACGAUGACCUGCCCGUCGUCGAGGAGGUCGCGCACCCGAAGCAAAGCUCCGCCAAGCAGCGCGCGCCGCCGUCGCGCGUCGAGCUCGCGCAAGCCAAGGAGGAGAAGCGCGUCGAAGGCAACGCAUUGUUCGCCAAAAAACGUUUUCGAGAUGCCGCCAAGUUUUAUGGAGAGGCCAUCGACCUCGACCCCUACGACCAUUCUCUUUAUUCGAACCGGGCGCUCUGCUUUCUGGAAUUGGGAGCCUUCGAGAAGGCGCGGCUCGACGCCGAGGAGUGCACGAAACUCAGACCGGACUUCCUGAAGGGUCAUUUGAGAUUAGCGCGCGCGCUGCGUUUGUUAGGUGCCUGCGAUAAGGCGCUGGAGGCGUGCAGGGCCGGGUUGGAGGUCGAGCGGAACUCGAAAUCACUAAGAGCGGAAUAUGUCGAGGCGAAGAGGGCGUUGCGAGCGCAGAAGCGCAAGCGGGCGAUCCAGGGCGACUUGCACGACCUGGCCGCGGAAAUGACGCCCGAGGUGUGUGUCGGCGUCCCUCUUUCACACGCGCGCGUCGCGGCGAUGGCGUCGGGCCGUCGCCGCCGACGUCUGUUCGCGGCGUUCUCGUUCGACGCGUGGGUCACGGCGACGGCACGCGGUCGGAGAGAAGCGGAUCGCACACGCCUCGACGCCGUCGGCGUGAGAGGGCGAGAGCCGCGGCGGGCCGUCGAUGCCGAGAGACGACACACGGACGCCCACAAACAAAUCACGCCACAAAACGACAAACACUAAAAAAAACACAGGAGCGCCGCUGGAAGGCCUGGUGGGCCGGCCAGGGCCACCCGACCUGCGUCAACAACACGAACCUCGAGCGGUACAUCCCGGACUGCCCCGUCGACGUUUCCUAUGAUGCGGAGGUCUCGCAGGAGCUCCACGGCCCGGACAACCUGCCGCGCCUAGAGGAAGAGGACGACGAGGACGAGGACGAUUUGUUACUCGAGGAGAUCUUGGAAAGGCUCAAGUGGGACGCGUUGCUGCCGAAAUUUGAAGAUGAAGGAUUGGGUCCGCGGUCGCUGUUGACGUGCGCGCGACUACCGGAGCUCCGACCCGUUUUACAAACUUUCCUCCAGGAUGAUAUGAAAGAGUUAGUAGCAUUAGCCGAGGCGCAGGCCAGCGACUGCCUCGAGGCGUCGUGGGACCGCGGCAGCGAGGCGAUCAGGGCCUUUCCGCCGUCCAACGCGCCGGGCCUGGCCUACACCUAUCCUGGCUUCUCGUGGCGGCAACGAGUCAGGGAGAUUGAGUUACGGGUGUUGCUGCCGCCCGGGUGCUCGGCGCGCGACCUUUGUGUGGAAGUCAAGCCGAGACGCAUCACGGUCAAGGUCAAGAAGACUGGUUUACGGGUCUGGCCCUACGAGCGCAACUCCUGGACGUCGAUCGUGGAUGUGGGGCCGCAGCUGCCGGGUGUUGUGUCUGAACCGCCUUCGUUUGAUGAGCACGAGGACGAUGUUUUAGAUGCGCUGGACGAGGUCGCGGACGAACCUAAACUGACGUCGGCCGCGGAGGCUUUUAGGAAGGCGAAGGCGCGCCCUGUUGUUGAUGAUGAUCACGCGUCCGAUGAUGAGCUCGAAGUGGAAGAACUGCCUAUGAGCGAUGACGAGCUCGAGGUCGAGGAGCUGCCGCUGAGCGAUGAUGAUGACAUCGAGGUCGAGGAGCUGCCGCCGAUCGCCGAGGCGCCGCCGCGGACGCUCAAGGCGCGCUGGGUCGAGGGCGGCCUCGCGCUCAAGGAGUUCGAGGUGUCUGAGCAAGACGUAAGAGCCCAGAUCUUCGCGCAGACGGCGAUCCCGCCCGAGCUCCAGAUUUUGGAGUCUGAUGGAGUUGUGGUGGCGGACGCGUCGAACGUGGACACGAUAGACGUCCGCGAGGCGGCGUCGACGGCCGAGGCCGCGCGCCUGUUACAACCAGUUCAAGAGGAGGAGGAGGCGGAGGAGGACGACGACAAUGCUUACGCCGACGCCGCGCCGGACACGGUCACUUUAUUAGAUUUCCCGACUUCCCGAAAGCUGCUCGUCGACGAGAGCGUGUGGCACGUGUCCAAGCCGCCCGCCCUUAAAGGCCACGCGCUCCAGGCGCCUAUUUUGGUGAUGCAGCUCGCCAAGUUCCAGAACUUGGAGAAGGGCACGGCCCAGGACGCGGCGCAGGCCUGGUGGCGCACGAUGUUUUUGGGCGCGGGCGAGGACGACUCGCUCAAGGCGCCGCCGGCGGGCUUCUUCAAGUGGAAGUAG